Molecule: messenger RNA, 4573 nt
Organism: Glycine soja
Lineage: Eukaryota; Viridiplantae; Streptophyta; Magnoliopsida; Fabales; Fabaceae
Product: xanthine dehydrogenase 1-like
Exons: 15
Coding region: 230-4279 (1349 amino acids)
Molecular function (GO): oxidoreductase activity; 2 iron, 2 sulfur cluster binding; FAD binding
Source: RefSeq, a predicted model, not a curated record
AAAAAAAAAACUGGGCUGCGAAGUAAUUACAAGUUACAACAGAUUUUGCUGGCGUGGAUGGAUGGGGACGACUAUUGAUACCGCCUUUAGUUUCUGCACUUUGAAUUUUGUGUCCUUUGCUCUGCUAACAAGAGCAGCGUUUUUGGUUUGAGGAUUUAUUAUCUCCUACUUUAUAUAAUAGUAGCAGAAGACAAAGAAAAAAGGUGUUCCGUUGAAGACGGGGGAAGAUAUGAAGGUGGCGAAUGAGGCUAUCUUAUAUGUUAACGGAGUUCGCAGGGUGUUACCUGAUGGAUUCGCUCAUUUCACUCUUCUCGAGUAUCUCAGAGAUAUAGGUCUGACCGGGACAAAACUAGGAUGUGGGGAAGGUGGUUGUGGAGCUUGCACAGUUAUGGUUUCUCAAUUUGAUAGAAGAUUGAAGAAAUGCUCACACUAUGCUAUCAAUGCUUGCUUAGCACCUCUAUAUUCUGUAGAAGGGAUGCACGUGAUUACAGUGGAGGGAUUGGGAAGCUGCAAGCGUGGACUACACCCUGUUCAGGAAUCCCUGGCUCGGGCUCAUGGUUCACAAUGUGGAUUUUGUACUCCUGGUUUUGUUAUGUCCAUGUAUGCAUUAUUACGGUCAAGUCAAACACCGCCUAGUGAAGAACAAAUUGAAGAAUGCCUUGCAGGAAAUUUAUGUAGGUGCACUGGUUACAGACCAAUAUUUGAUGCAUUCCGGGUCUUCGCAAAAACUAGCAAUGACUUGUAUACUGGUGUUUCUUCAUUGAGCCUUGAAGAAGGCAAGUCUGUUUGCCCAUCAACAGGAAAACCCUGUUCAUGUAAUUUAAACAAUGUAAAUGAUAAAUGUGUAGGUGGUGAUAAGAGAUAUGAGUCUACUUCCUAUGAUGAAAUAGAUGGUACCAAAUACACAGAAAGGGAACUUAUUUUUCCUCCUGAACUGUUGUUAAGGACACCAACCUCAUUAAAUUUGACUGGAUUUGGUGGGCUAAUGUGGUUUCGGCCUUUAACACUUCAACACGCAUUGGAUUUAAAAGACAAAUAUUCUGAUGCAAAGUUGCUAGUUGGUAAUACUGAGGUAGGAAUUGAGAUGAGGCUAAAGAGAAUGCCAUAUCGGGUUCUAAUUUCUGUAAUGCAUGUGCCAGAACUAAAUGCUUUGGAUUCAAAGGAUGAUGGCUUAGAGAUAGGUGCUGCAGUAAGACUAUCUGAUCUUAUGAAUUUUUUCAAAAAGGUUGUAACUGAGCGAGCUGCUCAUGAAACUUUGUCUUGUAAGGCUUUUAUUGAGCAACUGAAAUGGUUUGCUGGAACACAGAUAAGAAAUGCUGCAUCAGUUGGUGGGAAUAUAUGUACUGCCAGUCCAAUAUCAGAUUUGAAUCCUCUAUGGAUGGCAGCUAGAGCAAAAUUUCGAAUUAUUGAUGCUAAAGGAAACAUCAGGACAGUCCUGGCCGAAAAUUUUUUCCUCCCGGGUUAUCGUAAAGUGAAUUUAGCAAGUGGUGAAAUCUUGCUGUCAGUAUUCCUGCCCUGGAAUAGGACUUUUGAGUUUGUGAAAGAAUUUAAACAGUCUCAUAGAAGGGAUGAUGAUAUUGCAAUUGUAAAUGCAGGUAUUCGUGUUCAUCUUCAGGAACAUAGUGAAAACUGGGUGGUUGCUGAUGCAUCAAUUUUUUAUGGUGGGGUGGCUCCAUAUUCACUUGCAGCAACAAAAACUAAGGAAUUUCUCAUAGGAAAGAAUUGGGACCAAGAUCUCUUGCAAAAUGCAUUGAAAGUCCUACAAAAGGAUAUAUUACUCAAGGAAGAUGCUCCUGGCGGAAUGGUAGAGUUCCGGAAAUCUUUGACUUUAAGUUUCUUUUUUAAAUUUUUUCUGUGGGUGUCUCAUCAAAUGGGUAGCAUCAAAGAGAGUAUACCAUCAUCCCAUCUAUCUGCUGUGCACUCAGUCCACCGACCACCAAUUACAGGAUCUCAGGACUAUGAAAUAAGGAAACGUGGGACUUCUGUGGGUUCUCCAGAGGUUCAUCUAUCUGCAAGACUUCAGGUUACAGGAGAAGCAGAAUAUACUGAUGACACACCAAUGCCUCCCAAUGGUUUGCAUGCUGCCUUUGUUUUGAGUAAAAAACCUCAUGCUCGAAUAAAUAGAAUUGAUGAUUCAGGGGCCAUAUCUUUGCCUGGAUUUGUGAGCUUAUUUCUGGCCAAAGAUGUACCAGGUGAUAAUAAAAUUGGAGCAGUUGUUGCUGAUGAGGAUCUCUUUGCUGUAGAUUAUGUCACUUGUGUGGGGCAGGUUAUAGGAGUAGUUGUAGCUGAUACUCAUGAAAAUGCAAAGAUUGCAGCAAGAAGAGUUCAUGUUGAGUAUGAAGAGCUCCCAGCCAUCCUUUCAAUACGGGAUGCCGUCAAUGCUAGAAGUUUUCACCCCAAUACAGAAAAGUGUUUGAGUAAAGGUGAUGUUGAUCACUGUUUUCAAUCAGGUCAGUGUGACCGAAUAAUUGAAGGGGAAGUUCAGAUGGGAGGUCAGGAACACUUUUAUCUGGAGCCACAUAGCACUUUGAUAUGGACAGUGGAUGGUGGAAAUGAAGUUCAUAUGAUAUCAUCUACUCAAGCUCCUCAGAAGCACCAGAAAUAUGUUUCUCAUGUUCUUGGCCUUCCCAUGUCAAAGGUAGUUUGCAAAACAAAACGAGUUGGUGGUGGAUUUGGGGGGAAGGAGACAAGAUCAGCCUUUAUUGCUGCUGCUGCUUCAGUUCCAUCUUAUCUGUUAAAUCGACCAGUGAAAAUCACACUGGACCGAGAUGUGGACAUGAUGAUAACUGGGCAGCGGCAUAGUUUUCUAGGGAAGUACAAGGUUGGAUUUACAAAUGAAGGGAGGGUGCUUGCGCUGGAUCUUGAAAUUUAUAACAAUGCUGGAAACUCACUGGAUCUAUCGCUUGCUAUCCUUGAACGUGCUAUGUUUCAUUCAGACAAUGUGUAUGAAAUACCAAAUAUGAGGGUAAUGGGGAGAGCUUGCUUUACUAAUUUCCCUAGCCACACUGCUUUCCGUGGAUUUGGUGGUCCUCAAGGCUUGCUCAUUGCUGAAAACUGGAUUCAAAGGAUUGCUGUGGAACUCAAGAUGAGUCCAGAAAAGAUAAGGGAAAUUAAUUUUCAAGGAGAAGGAUCCGUUCUGCAUUAUGGCCAGAUAGUUCAGUACAGCACACUAGCCCCACUGUGGAAUGAACUUAAGUUAUCCUGUGACUUUGCGAAGGCACGUGAAGAAGUUGACCAAUUCAAUAGUCACAACCGCUGGAGGAAGCGUGGCAUUGCUAUGAUUCCUAAUAAGUUUGGUAUAUCCUUUACAACAAAGCUUAUGAACCAGGCAGGUGCUCUGGUUCAAGUCUAUACGGAUGGAACUGUUUUAGUUACCCAUGGGGGUGUAGAAAUGGGGCAAGGUUUGCAUACCAAAGUUGCCCAAAUUGCUGCUUCAGCUUUCAACAUCCCUCUUAGUUCUGUCUUCAUAUCAGAUACUAGUACCGACAAGGUUCCUAAUGCUUCAGCAACAGCAGCUUCUGCAAGUUCUGAUAUGUAUGGAGCAGCGGUUUUGGAUGCAUGUGAGCAAAUAAUGGCACGCAUGGAACCUAUUGCUUCACAGCAUAACUUCAACUCAUUUGCUGAGCUAGUUGGUGCAUGCUAUGCAGAACGAAUAGACCUUUCUGCCCAUGGAUUUUAUAUUACUCCUGAUAUUGGUUUUGAUUGGACGACGGGUAAAGGAAAACCUUUCAGAUAUUUCACUUAUGGGGCUGCAUUUGCUGAGGUUGAAAUUGACACCCUGACUGGAGAUUUUCACACCAGAGUGGCAAACGUAUUUUUGGAUCUAGGUUAUUCUCUGAAUCCAGCAAUAGAUGUUGGACAGAUCGAGGGAGCUUUUAUGCAAGGUUUGGGUUGGGUAGCUUUAGAAGAACUUAAAUGGGGAGAUGAAGCACAUAAAUGGAUCCCGUCUGGGUGCCUUUACACAUGUGGACCUGGAGCUUAUAAAAUUCCUUCUGUAAAUGAUGUUCCCUUCAAAUUCAAUGUCUCACUCCUGAAGGGCCAUCCAAAUGUUAAGGCCAUCCAUUCAUCUAAAGCUGUUGGUGAGCCUCCAUUUUUCCUAGCAUCCGCUGUGUUAUUUGCCAUCAAGGAUGCUAUCAUAGCUGCAAGAGCUGAAAUGGGGCGUAAUGAGUGGUUUCCACUUGACAGUCCAGCAACUCCUGAGAGAAUUCGAAUGGCUUGUUUAGAUGAAUUAACAUCGUCAUUUGUUAACUCAGAUUUCCAUCCCAAACUUAGUGUUUGAUACUCUGUUUAUUCACGUUAAUUUUCUAUGCUCACGAUGAAUAAGUUGCAUGUCCAAAAACCUAGAGAAUCUCCAAUUUAACUCUCACCUACUGAUACAAAUAUGAUGUAGCAAUUGACAAAAAAAGCAAUGGCAACGUACGGGCUCCAUGCCAUCUCUAUCUUGUCUGUAUUGUUUUUAGGUUUAGUUAUCCUUUUGAUUCCUAUAGUUGCAAAAAAAUUUGCUUUUAGUUCCUAUGGUUUAAGACCUUCAUUUUGGUCCCUCUAGUUAUAAUAUUUUAACCUUUUGGUCCUC